AUGGCGCCCUGCCAACAGGCCACACCACCUUCCAAAUCAUCAACGAUCAUCAACAUGGCUCGUUCUGUCUCAUCACCCGCUUCUCAGAAGAAAGGGAAACGAAAGUUGAAAGAAAGCCCAGCUCGCUCCUCGCCAUCUCAAAACGAUGACUCUCCUCAGAUCCCACAGGAAGAAGCAGAAGACGAAGGCGACGGCCUCACCAAGCCUGCUGACGAGAGCUCGAAAGAUGGCCCCGAUGGCGAAAAUAGGCCCCCUGAUCAGGGUUCAUCCACUCAUGGAAGUGUCAAUGGAAGCACGCCCGAAUCAGACUCCGAUGAGGCCCCAGAAGUUAUCAGUAUCGUAGCCGGCAAGCGGCAAAUCAAACAGAGAGAAGAGGAAAUCGAUAACUUUGCCAAAGCGACAGCACGAGCAAGACGGCAAGCCAAUCGUGUUCGAGACGAAAAGCUGAAAAAGAAUUCCAAGACGCGUAAGACGAAAAUUAAGACAACCGGGACUGAAGUGGAUCCAGAGGAAUCGUCCUCGUCGGAUGAAGAGAAAGAGGAUGACUCUGCAUCAACUAAGCCUGUUCCUGCUGCAAUUCCUGUCAACACGAAGAAAUACCUGGACCCUUCACUCUUUUCUUCAGCCUCUCACACCCUCGAAAAAUCGAAACAAGCAUCAUUAGCCCGCGCAUCAGAAAAAUCAAAGCUGUUGAACACUCGUCGGAAGAAGCAGAAGAAGCUUGAAAAUCAAGAUUGGAAAGACCUUGGUAAUAAUACGACGGUCGUCCAUCUUUCCCAGACCGAUCAUCUCAAUCCAGCUGCACGCCCAAUCGCAGCUGCCAACUUUGUUCGGAAUCGCCUAUACACCAAACCCAACCGGUCUGCUGUCAAACUACCCAAGGCUACUCUUGCCGCCAAAGCAGAGAUGGGCUCUCGGAAAUCAGCCAUCGAAACUACAUACUCCCGCAGGUCUCUGAAACCAUCCCUUGUUUUUGCCCGCUCUCAAGGCUGAUCGAUCACUUGUAAUCUACUUAUAUCCGCCUUUCCUCUGACUCAAUAUUUGACACUGAUGGAAAGAAACCAAUCCUCUGCCAAUUACGUUUGUGUUUAUUGUAUUCUUUUUCUUUUUUCAAGUAAAGUCAACCUUGGUUCUUGAUAUGAUUUGCCCAAACCAAAUAUGUGGUUUGGCUGGUUGCAUGGCCGUGGUUUUCUUUCUUACUUGCAUGUUUGAAUCACAAAUGAUGUGCUCCUGUUUUGUUUUUUGGAUGCGAAGUGAAGCCAAAAUGUGGGUAGUAGGUACCAUGUUGUGUACCAG
Messenger RNA from Puccinia graminis f. sp. tritici CRL 75-36-700-3, 1296 nucleotides. RefSeq lists its product as uncharacterized. The record is from RefSeq and is a predicted model, not a curated record. The transcript has 3 exons. The coding region runs from base 1 to 993 and encodes 330 amino acids. Lineage: Eukaryota; Fungi; Basidiomycota; Pucciniomycetes; Pucciniales; Pucciniaceae.